UGAACUUCACAAAGAGUCAUUGCAGGUCCUCUCUUCAACCUAUCUUGUUCUUGGUCAAUUUGAGGAAUGCAUAACCAGUGAUCUUCUCACCAUAAAGGAUUUUAAGAUUGUCUUUGUUGAGUUGUGGGAGUAA
Molecule: messenger RNA, 133 nt
Organism: Acaulospora morrowiae
Lineage: Eukaryota; Fungi; Glomeromycota; Glomeromycetes; Diversisporales; Acaulosporaceae
Source: the annotation of a GenBank genome assembly